Zophobas morio is the source of this 4241-nucleotide messenger RNA. RefSeq lists its product as uncharacterized. The coding region runs from base 254 to 3955 and encodes 1233 amino acids. Lineage: Eukaryota; Metazoa; Arthropoda; Insecta; Coleoptera; Tenebrionidae. The transcript has 16 exons. The record is from RefSeq and is a predicted model, not a curated record.
CCACUAUUUAACUAUUUUCGUUUCCGAUUACGCGACGUACGAGUUUCCGCGAAAGUUCUAUCCAUUUCCCGCCCUAGGGAAUUCGUUUAAUAGCAUUAGUUCCAUUCUGUCGCACGGCACGCUUUUUGACAUUUGACAAUAUCUCCAUUUUCCAAAUUAGAUGCUGGCUAUUUUUGUGCUGUGACCAUAGUUUGCCAUAAAAGCAAAAAUUGGAUAGUGGCUAAAACGUUUGUUUUUAAGUGUACACUUAACCAUGAGCAACUUAAGUUCACUUGAAUUACUCAUGCUGAAGCAGACUUGUCGCUUUUUCGCUUACAAGUUUGAAAUGGGUUCAAAUCAAUCACCUCCAGACGCAUCAAAUAUUUAUUCGCUCGAAUUUUUGAAAGCGUUAUACGACCGGCCGAAAGAGAACAUUCACAAAAUCAUUCGGUCCAGUCUAGCCAGCAACGAAAUCGAGAAUGGCGAAACAGAGGGUACGAACGAAAAUGAAGACAAGUUCACUCUCAAACAGAAAAAAAUCCUACUGGAGUUUUUCAAAAACGUCGUCGAUAUGAAAUCACAACCAGCCAAACAGUGGACAGACUUGCAGCAUUAUUUGUGUUUCGUGUAUAGAUAUUGCAUGACCACCGAUCCAGACCCCGAACAGGAGAUUCUUUCGCCGUAUUUCAUUGCCGAUAUGAGGAGUAUCGUGUGCAGCUUGAUGGAAGAAGACCAGGUCCAACUUUGCCUUAGACUAUUUUCUCUGGUCAGAGAAUACACUAUAUUCGCUCAGAAACAACACCAAAAAAUCGCAGAUAUGGAGGCCUCCAUUGAAAGUUUAUUUUACUAUUACGAAGCAUUCUUAUCGGCGACGAAAAAUAUAUGUAAAAUAUUCCCCGAAUUAGAAAAACUUCUAAUCAACACAUACAAGUUAGGUUGGCUUGAUUUCAACACAUCAAUAUUUAUGUACUAUUUCUACGAAACUUCGUACGUCCAAACCGUAGUGGCCGAAUUUGAACAGGUUAAAGACAACGUAUCCAUUAAAGCCGCGGGGAUUUACACAGUUUUAACAGAACUACACAAAUUAUGGAGGUCUCAAAUGUUAGGGAUUAACACGGUUAUAGCGAGUAAACUCGGGGCGAAGUUUAAAGGCUUGGACAAUAAAAUGAUGUCAUCGCACAAACGAGUUUUGUCGAAAAAUUUUUGGAUAGAUCGGUCUGCAGACGAGAAAGCGUUACAAGAUAUGCGCCUAUUUGAUUGUCAGUUGUUCACUCUGGUGGGUAAUAGGAACCUAACUAUGCCGGACGCAACCCUAGACGACUCAGGCCAAUGUAUUUGCGAAGACUGCCUAAUAAUUAAGUACACUUCUAUCCUUGAAAACAGCCAAAACAAGAUAUCUUCUGAAUGCAUGAAAGUUUCUUGUAGGUUCUGCAGGCAGCAAGUGGAUCUGGAUCAUUUCCAGCAGCACGUAAACGGUCGAGCUCUCGCCGAACUUGAAGGCUGUAAAAACCUCUCAAAAAUCAUAUCCGAAAACAUGGAAAUAGUAACACUCGGGAUGACGAAUCCGAAAAACUCCCGAAAAAACAACGGUGAUUCUCAAGGUUCCAUUAUUCACGACCAAAAUACUCUUAAGCGUCACGAAAGUAGCAACGGGGAGAUAUCUAAGGACCCCAAUCCCAAACUCGCAAACGAACCGCCCGUCUUCAAAAAUGAUCUCGACGAUAUUGACGUCACGAGGUUCUCGUUUCCGGACGUCGAAGUUACAAAAAUGUCAGGAAAGACUUUUUGUAAUUUUUUAAAAUAUAGAAAUUUCUUGCCCAGGUCAGAGAAGGAUAAAGAAAAUCGGUGCGACAGGAGCGUCAAGGGAACGAAGGAGCCGGUGGCGGGCCACAAUGCGGUUAAGCAGGUAGCUCCUAAGUCCGACGAAAAAGGCAACGAUGUAGUUAAAAACUCAAAAUCAGUUGGUACCAACACCUCAAACAAAAGCUCCGGUAUGACUUUUCCCUGCGGGCACAGUUGUAAACUCGAAGAGGAGCUAAAAUCAGAGUUCAAAAAAGCUUAUCAAGACACGUGUGACCACCACAAGGAGUCGAAGAAGUGCGAUUGUACUUUUUGCGAGGUGUUCGGCACAACGACUUCACACGUACACAAAGCAAACGAAACUCGCAACAGAUUGAGAAUACGACUAAAUCAAAGAAACGAAAAUGGCAACGGCGUUCCGAAAAAGUCACAGACGAUCAGCAAAACAAACAAACCCGAGUCUCCUGCCGCAGCCAAACAUAAUCACAGCGAAGUGAAUACGCCGACGAACGAAGAUGCCAACCCUUUGAUGAACGACAUACAUGGUUUGUUGAAUUACAUCGAAGGUAACACGAACGUGGACAAAUUCGCGCUAGCGGAGAAGAAAGCGGCGAAGAAGGCGAGACAAAGACACAAAAAGGAACAAGAACGGUUGAGAAUCGAAGAAGAGGAAAGGAAAAAGAUAGAAGAAGAGAAAAGGAAGGCGGAGGAGAGACUCAGGAACGAGGAGCUGGCGAGGCAGCUCGCGGAAAAAGCAGCCAAAAACACGAAAAAAGAGAACAAGAAGAAGAAACAAAAAGGGAAGAUUCAAGAAACUCCCGAGUUGCUGGAAGAGACGAUUCCUGCGAUGGUCACUAUUAAAAGGGUCGUAGAGAACGAAAACGCGUUGCCGACUGUUACUAUAACGUUGAAAGGGUCGACGCCCGAUCAAGAUAAACUUUUAUAUACUCUAGUGAAUGGACACGACGGAAACAAUGCUCAGUUAAACGACAAGAAAAAUAAAAAGAACAAAGAGCCCGUUACUAAGACUGUUAAUUUAGAAGUGAACGCAGCUACGAAUCAGAAGAAGAAGAAAAAUAAGACGGACAAGAGCAAUCAACAAUCGAACGUUAUAACAAAGGAGUUACGAGUGACGUUAGCGGUAGACCCGGCCGCAGCUACCGAAAAGAAGAACAAACAAGUAAAACAGGGUGAAACGAAGAUUAACAAGAAACCAGACAACAACAACAAAAAAGAAAAAAGUAAAGAAGCCGAUAUUAACAUACCGAUGUUGAAACUGCCACCAGGUAUUACUAUAACUAAGGUUGACGGUCCUAUGACUGAUCGGAACUACAAAGCCGCGAAUAUCGAAAGCCCGCCCUACAACUCCAAUAUUCCAGUUAGUAAAUCCGGGGUAAUCGUCGUAGACACCGAAAAGUUAAUAAAACAAUCCAGCGUCACGACGAACGGGACCACAAACCCCAGCAAAAAAAGCCGUAGGAAACGUAACAAAAAGCAGAAAGAGUUACAAACCAACCCUUCCCCAGUCCCCAGUAAACCCUCAAUGGUAACAUUGAAAAACCCCAUAUUCCAAAAUAUGCAACACGUGCGGCAAGAACCCGAAAUGAUGCCCGAUUUGAACAACGGGCAAUGUCAGCAAGCCGCCAUCUUUAAAAAUGAAAACGGGAUGGUUACGAUCAGGAGUUCGCGGUUACAGCAGAGCUUAAAUAGCGGUUCACCGAUUCCGACUUUGUUGCCGGACUUGAAGCCAGUCCUUGGACCCGAAGUACCGACAGGAUACAUGUCUUCGAGCAACUUCUCGGAAUUCUCGAGGAUAUCGUCCUUCAACGCUCAAGAGAUCCUAUCGGGCUUGCCGGGUAUCGAAAUAACGAAGGUUGACAAAAAUGCGACGAAAAACGAUUUGGAUAACAAGAAGUCCUGUCACACCGCCGAGGUUUCCAUCAUACCGGCGAACAACUCCGACAAAUUUAAUUUUGAUAAAGAUGACUUACAUUAUGAUAACGUUUUCACUCCUAAAGAUAUUCUAGAGGACGAUAUGGAUGCCGACGAGCGGGAAUUGGAAGCAUUCAAACGGUUCUGCCAGCAGUCUGUACCUCCCAAACGCAAAGAAAAAGUUGCUCAUCUCAAUGUAAAAGAUAUCGUUUUGAAAAAGAAAAAUGACAAAGUGUCUGCUUAGUUGUCGAUUUUUUAGAAGUUUUAUGUUUUGCUUAGUUUCAAGAUUUGAUCUUGAGGUUUCAUUUUUUGUAAUUGAGGCAGGUUUUCUCCAAAUUGGAGCUUGACAAAUGCCCCAAUUUUAAUUCGUUUCAAUGAUGUGCUGUUUUUUCUUGCUCGAAACUUAUUUAUGAUUUGUACAUGUUAAGGUUGUCCAGAUCUAAUCUGAUUGUUAUUAGUAACAAAUGUGAUUUAGUUUUUCCACAAAAAUUUUCAUGUUUUUUUAAUGCCAAUAAAUAUAAAUGUCCGAA